AUGCACCCAACUCAGUCGGGAAUGCUAGCGACUAGCCCGCCAACACCGGAGUCCCCCUUGGAGACCUCCACCCCUGAUAGACGCGGCCCCGCACCAUUCCGGCUAGAAGAGGCGCCCGUGUACCGCGAUGCUUGGGCCCGGCAGCACCCCUCCAUCCACCUUCUCUUCCACCGCGACAUCAUUACGCACCUCGUAUGGUGUGCGGCGGCGUGUCGCUAUCUGACCGGAGGCGCCGACGGAGCGGUGAAGCUGUGGCGAUCGGAACUGCAACCCCGCGCGUCCUCAUCGCAUGCGACCUCCUCGUCCUGUGCAGAGCACCCCGUGCUCAUUCCGGAGGCCCACGUCAUCACGCUCGGUGGCCCUGUCACCGGCCUGUGCGCGAGUGGCCAGGCAGUCGGCAACUCUGAGGUGGCGGUGGUCGCCUCAACCGAUGGGACGUUGACGCUAUGCCGCACCGGCACACACGAGAUCAUCCGCACGUUGCGUGGCGCACGGGGGGAGUCCCUGGAGCCCUCUCGCCAGAUUGCGCCGCCACAAUGCGGCCCUGCGCUCAGCGGGCUUGGAAAGGACCACGUCAGUGAGGAGGGUGACAGUGGCGCUUUGGCAAGGGGAGAUCAACAACUCACUCAUCGCUACUUCAAGGGCCCAACGUGGUACGCCGCGGAAGCGUACAGCUGUCGCCUCGCCCCUUCCUCAGACAUGGCGAUUGUGCGCAGGCCCGUCUACACGGUGCGCGCGUACAGAAACGAGGCCCGUGAGGCCCUCACCAGCUCCUCCAACGAAUACUUCCAAGGCCUGCGCACUGUGGCGCCGACCUACGAGCACCUGACACAACACGAGGAGAAGAACGCAGAUGUGUUGGCGCAGUUCAGCGUCGCUCCAGCCCCGCCGACCUCCACGCCAAACUCGACCAUGCCUCGACAAUGGUACGCGUCCGCCAUCGCGCUCGCUGCAGCGCCUGCCGUGAUUUACACCAGCAACGUCAGCGGCGGUGGCGGUGCCUUGUCGUCACACUCAGCGCUGGAUCCGUUGCUGCUGCUUGGCUUUCCUAAAGGACUCGUUCAGGCCUAUGUGCUGCCACAGCGCUGGUUUUCUUUGCAUCAGCACGGCGAGACGCGGCUGGACCCGCCAGCGGUGCGCGUCCCCGUCUUCUCGGGCCUCCUCCACUCAGCGACGGUAUUGGGCAUAGAGGUGCUCGUGGGUCGCGACAUGGUCGUCUCUGUAAGCGAAGACUGCACAACGCAGCUGCGGCGGCUUUCGUGCUUGCAUGCGCCACUGCGGCAACUCGGUGUGGUCGUCUCGCUGCCCACACCCGUGUCUCACGUGCCCCCAUCCCCCCUGAAGUCUCUCUCAUCACGAGCGCCGUCGCUGUGGCAGCACGUUGGCAGCGCUGACGGUCACUCUCGACCCGUCACAUGCUGCUGCGUCGACGAAGAGCACCAGUUGCUCAUCACUGGAAGUGCCGACCACACGCUCUGCUGGUGGAACCUCAUGGCAGGAAGCUCCUCUAUCCCAAUACGCGUCGUGACGUUGCGUGACACUGCGACCGCCGCAGACCUGAGGAGCGGGGCUGACGGCACCCCCUCCUCACCAUCCAACCCGCCGGCGCUGGUGGUACGAGGCGGCUACCCAGUGGACGUGAGCCUGUUCCGUCGGCGGCUACUCGAUGAGCGCAGCAAGGAUGCGUCACCGGCCGUCGUCACGGCUGACGAUGCAAGCGGCAGGAGCUCGUUGGGGCGCAGCUUCCAAAUGGCUCUAUUUCUGCUCGUGCUAGACACCGAGCGAGUUGUUCGUAUAUUUGACGCCCUCUCGGGGAAGCUCAUCGCCUCCGAAAUUGAGCCGCGUACCGCUGCCACCGCGACGGCUUCUGGCGUCGUCGACAAGUUGAACAGCGUGACCAAGGAAGCUCGUCUUGCCCGCUACGACUGCGUAAACGGUACUGACCGGGUGCUCCUGGGUGGGCUAUACUUGGUGCCGUGGUACCUCGCCCGUUCGGUGGACUCCGCUGUGAUGCGUGGCCAUACGGCGUCGAUUUUCUUCACCGCCUGGUGUGCGUCCCUGAAGUGUGCUGUGACAGCUGACGCGCACCACGUGCUCUUCUGGCGGCUACGCGCUGGACAGAAGGGAGAUCCCACAGCAGAGGUGCUGCGAGCAUGGCGCAUCACGGCCGGCAUUCGAUCUGUCGCCCUGUGCGACACGGAGGCCACUGAUGAACACUCCCACCUGCAGCGACCAUCCCUGUUCAUUGCGCACGAGUCAGAGGCAGUCAUUGGGCAGUAUGACUGCCUUCUCUCUGACUCCUCGCCGGCUCACGGCACGAGUGGGCUGCCCCAGCCUCACCUUCUGCAGCGACUCUCUCUUCACGACAGUGUCUCGGUGAACGCACUCGCCGCGGUAACUGCAGUGGCCAGGAGGAGCAGCGCAACGCAGGGAGUCAGCAGCGCGGAGGUGGUGACAGCCUACGCCCUAGCUGUGGGUCACGCCACACGUGGAACGGGUGGGGAGACGCUGCAUGGGGCGAGUGGGGAAAGCCGCCUGUUGAUGUACCCGCUGCUACUGUCGAGUGCCACAACAGUGUCAGCAAGCACACAGGCAACUGCGACAAUCGACGGAGCGGCAGGGCCCAUUGCACCGCUUCGUGAACUCCGUCUUUCCGGCUCGCACGCAGACGGCAACAACAGCAUCGUGAGCGUGUUAGGGCUUCCGUGUGCAAAUCUGGUUGUUGUGGGUGGCCGGCGUGUCUUGUACACGGCACCCCUCUCUAGCAUGGCCACCUCGGCUGUCCCGUGUGACCCGCUGCCCCUGGGGCGGGCGGCGGCAGCGCAGCCAAGGUGGCGAGGUUCAAAUCUGUCGAUGCGGGCGCCGCAGCCAACAGCGGUCUUUCCCGGUCCUCUGAUCUCGCUGGAUGACUCGACCACUCUUAGCAUGGCAAAUGGGGAGGCGGCAGAGCAGGCGGACGGUGACGCUAUGGUCGCGGUGGCCCUCGCGGACUCGUUGCUAACGGGCUUCCUGUCUCGCCUGGUGCACAUCCCGCACGACACCGCUGCUUCCGCACCUGACAGUGGUGAGGCAGCUGUAUGCCUGGUGCUGUCCGGCAGCAACGACGGCCUCGUGCAGCUUUGGGACGUGCACCACGGCCGGGAGCUGUGGCAGUGCCGUGCGGUGAUGACACGUGAGCCCAUUACGGCACUCGCAGUGCACCAUUGUGAUACUCAGUGGCUCGUUGCCGCAGGCGACCAGAGUGGUGUUUUGACGCUGCUCGACAUCACCAGCGUCGUGCAGGCCGCACGCCAGGUGGUCGCUGCAGACGCUCAGGGACCUCGGAAACCAGGCGCAAGGACCACUGGGUGGCCGCAGCAUGGGCUGGAGCGUGAGGAAGGUCGAAUGCUUGAUCGCUGGCUGGCGCAUGCGGACGCCGUCUCGGGUGCUUUUUUCACAACAGUGCCGGCCGGUGUCAGUGAUGAGGCGGCCACCGCUCUCCAGCUCCUUACGACCGGAGAGGAUUCCGCCGUGAUGCUUUGGACGCUGCCGUCGUGUUCUUUGUUGUCGACCUCCCCAAUCACACCAAAUUACGAACUUAGCGGCAUUUUGCUGCUCCGUCCAUGUGAACGCGCGGACGCAACCAACCACCGCCGCUCCCACGCCCCAGUGCGGGUGCAACCGAGUAUAAUGAAGCUUCCGUGGGCCGCCAGGCAAGCGUACGAAGCGUUGCGGCAGCAGUACGUACGCGAGCGUCUGCUUGAUGGCAAAUCCACGGAACUAUCGGCUGCCUUGAUGCGCUUUUACAUGCCAGCCAAACCUCUGGAGGGCACCACAGCAGGCGAAUCGGCGAACGUGGAACCGGGCGAAGAGGAAAGUGAAGAGGAGGCGAAACUCAUCGAUCGCGCAUGGGCAGUGCUGACGGCUGAUGUCCGCGCGUUCUCGCGGUCUGUGGUCCCCGCUGAGCCUCAAGGUGACGCACUUGCGGUAGCACCGCGACCGCUCACUGUGGUGCAAGCGUGGUGCAAGUCCCUCUCACCGGAUGUCACGGCCAAGCACACGGCAACCGCCUUCUCGAGCAACCUACCAGCCACGAAGAUCCAGCCCCACUGCGACAAGAACGUGAUCAAGACGUCCUGUAAGUCUGUGACACCGUCGACCGUGCCAUCGAGUGCCGCAGGAAGGCCAGCACUGCCUCCCUCGCCGCUUAUCCUCGCCUUUGCCGACCGCUGCUGCGACGGACACGGCAGAGGUGGAUGCAGCUCGGCUCGCCAGCGGAGUACGUCAGAGUUUGUGGCACGUGCUUCAUCCGUACGAGAGUGCCUGCGCCAGACGCUACGCGUUGUUGUGCAAAGCUCCGUCGAAAAUGCCUCCUCGCAGCGUGCGUUGGGGACAGCCAUGGCGACGCAGCGGAGGCACAGCAUUGCUCUAGGACCAUCACUGUUGCCGUCCGUUGCAGACCCCUUCGAGUUUGCAGACAAAACGCUGCCGCUGCCAGGGAAGCCAUCGUUGGUCAGCGACGAGACCCCCAACUGCAUUGAAGGUGCGAACAGCGAGGUGCCAAGGACACCGCCGGCCUGCGCCCUCAUCUCUACGUCACCUGGUGGCCUUUCCCACGGUGGCACACCGAACAGCUUGACACAACAGGUGGCAAACCACGGGGCUACGCCACGGCGCUACGUUGGCUUCACGGGUGAGGGUGGCGAACCUCGGUCAGCGCCGUGCACCGUGCCCGCCGCACCCCUCCAAAGCCAAUCGUCUCGUAUGGUUGUCACGUACCGUGUCGGGUACAGCGUCCACGCACCACUGGUCCGAAGUACAUCUGCAGACCGGUGUGCCGGAGCGUCUGCAAAGCACGGUAGACUCCUCCGCAAGACAACGCCGGAGGACGCGCGCGACACAGCGAUGAAUGAGUUCGCAACGGCACCGCGACUGUCAGAACGUCAUUUCGUAGACGACGACGCUGGCCUGAACGCCACGGUCGACGCACCCUACGGAGGCCUCGCAGGCGGUGACACAGCGGCGAUUGUCAUGCAGCACGCCAACCGCCACCGGCGUCGCGCGGAGGCUCUGCAGUGCCUGAUUAUGCUCGAACAGGCCGAUCUCAACCUAUGCUGCCGCGGUACCGCACGGAAAGGGACAGCUGAUGGGAAGCGCAAACUCGCUGGUGAUGCCGUGGGACGUCCAGUGCUGCGAGGUGGCGGUACCGUAGCGUUGGGUCUCCCUCAGUGCAGCGUGCGACGGGCGUCAGCUACGGCGAGGCAAUGGGAGCGGUCGCUGAAGAAGAAGCAGCCCAAGACGUGCACCGGCGGUUCCUCUCAGCGAAGCGGGUCACCACAGGCAGCUGUAGUGAGCCCACCGAAAGUUCCGCUGGUUCUGGUGUCCGACGCGUACCUCAAGCCGGUGCUAACGCGCGUCGGCGCUUCCAGCGCUCUUUUGUCUGACUACGCGGCUGCUGCUCGCACCACUACCGCUAAUCGCACAGCUCUCUCGCUGGAGUCGGCGUCCGUGUACGACUCGGCGUGGUAUGCGGAGCGGCAAAGGCGCCGCGACGCUGCCCGCGAGAAAGCACGCCUGUGGAACUCGCAUAGGGUGAUGAAGACGCUGCUGGGGUGGACAGCGUCGCCGGGGGAACCCAGCAGCGACAUCGAAGAGCCACUCAGCGCUACGGCGGGACGCUUUGAGGACGGUCGCAUCUUCGCCCUUGGCACCAAAGCCACUACCAUGGGCCUUAGUAAUCCCCUCACCGCAGCGGGCAAGACAUCAUCGCCACCGGUUCUUACACUUCCUCCGAUCCUGGCCCUACGCAGCCCAACUGCCAACUCUCUCUCCCCUGUUGUAGACGACGCAAUGGCGUCUCCUGACGCUGCCGCAGCGGCGCUCGCGGCUCUCCUCUGUGUGUCUCCAACAACUGCGAUCGAUGCCGCGGUGCACCACGGCCUGCCCUCACGCAAGGUCUUACACGCCGAAAUGGCUGCUGCGAAGGCACGUAUGCGGCAAUCCGUGCAACUCCGUGCCGCUUGCCAGCGCGAGCAUAGAUCCAUGGCAACGGAGGUAGGUGAUGACAACGUUGUGGACGUGGUCGAGCAACUCGAUAGUGUUGACACUGACAGCCUGUCUGAAGAGCAACGUGAUCCUGACAAAGCUACCAGCGCCGAUAGUGUAGGUCGCCGCUCGCACCAAGGGCAGAUGAAGUCGGGCCAUGGAGCCCCCAUCGCUGCCUCCAUUUCACCACUGGGCAAGUCUGGGUGUGCGCCGCGGCGUGCGCUACAGUCGCAUGAGGGGGCUGAGCCCCGCCGCAUGGCCACCGUGCCGCUGCCCACUGCCACCACACGCCAAGAGCUCUUUGGCAACAGCACGUGGCGCCACAAGUGA
Leishmania braziliensis MHOM/BR/75/M2904 is the source of this 6354-nucleotide messenger RNA. RefSeq lists its product as hypothetical. The coding region runs from base 1 to 6354 and encodes 2117 amino acids. The record is from RefSeq and is a predicted model, not a curated record. Gene Ontology annotation, molecular function: protein binding. The transcript has a single exon. NCBI's taxonomy places the organism in Eukaryota, Euglenozoa, Kinetoplastea, Trypanosomatida, Trypanosomatidae.